Messenger RNA from Oncorhynchus masou masou (cherry salmon), 2100 nucleotides. It is a transcript of the gene def8, whose product is annotated as differentially expressed in FDCP 8 homolog. The record is from RefSeq and is a predicted model, not a curated record. Lineage: Eukaryota; Metazoa; Chordata; Actinopteri; Salmoniformes; Salmonidae. The coding region runs from base 343 to 1677 and encodes 444 amino acids. The transcript has 12 exons.
UUGCUAAUUGUAUGGUCUUGGGUGCCAAGUGCUUAUAUAAUGUAGGUCUACCUGUUUGAGCUCCUGUUUGAUUCGAUUUGCUUUCUCAGGGGGAGGCUGUACAGUCUUGCCCUCGACCUGUGUCUGUUCAGAUAGGACAGGUUAAGCCUGAUGCAGAGGCUAUUGCCGGUGUAUAUUAGGUAAAUCUAUUUGUAUAUUUUGUAUGAUAUGGCGCUUUCACCAUUGGAUCACCAAGGUGUAAAUAGGUCUACACUCUGAGCAUGUUGAGUGUCUUCUGCUGAUGUCACGCCCUUAUGACUGCUGCAAGGUCCAAAGGUAUAAUCCAAAGAUGUAGCCUGUGAGAUGGAAUAUCAUGAGAGACCUGCUUCUUUUCGCCAAGCCCGCCUCAACCCCUUUGACCGGGGGGAGGAGGGGGAGGGCGGACCCACAGGGGGUAAAACAAACCCUCAAGAUGAGCUGAGACCUGAGCUCUUCUCCUCUGAGAGCCGAAGCCAGAGUUUGGACCGAGCCAUGGACCUGGGACUGGCAGAGGACCACUUCUCUCGACCUGUCGGCUCGUUUGUAGCGUUGGACAUUGAGCAGCUGAAGAUGGCCAUAGAGGAGUGUAAGAGAUUAAUCCUGGAGCUGCCUGAGCAUUCAGAGAGACAGAAGGACACUGUGGUCAAACUCAUCCACCUACGCCUCAAACUACAGGAGCUCAAGGACCCUGAAGAGGAUGAGCCAAACCUGAGGGUGGUGUUGGAGCAUCGUUUCUCCAAGGAGAAGAGCAAGAGUGUGAAACAGACGUGUGACAAGUGCAGCACUAUCAUCUGGGGCCUCAUCCAGACCUGGUACACCUGCACAGGUUGUUACUACCGUUGCCAUAGCAAGUGCUUGAACCUCAUCAACAAGCCCUGUGUGAGGUCAAAGGUCAGCCACAAGUCAGAGUACGAGCUCAGCAUCUGCCCAGAGAUCGGGCUGGACCGGCAGGACUACCGCUGUGCCGAGUGCCGCACACCUGUGUCACUAAGGGGCGUGCCCAGCGAGGCCAGGCAGUGUGACUACACGGGCCAGUACUACUGCAGCACCUGCCACUGGAAUGACACCGCUGUCAUCCCUGCACGCGUCAUCCACAACUGGGAGUUUGAGCCACGCAAGGUAUGUCGUUCCUCCAUGCGUUACCUGGCCCUGAUGUUACCUCGGCCUGUAUUGAAACUGAGGGAGGUCAACCCACUGCUCUUCAACUUUGUGGAGGAACUAGUGGAGAUCAGGAAGCUCCGUCAGGACAUCCUACUGAUGAAGCCCUACUUCAUCACCUGUAAGGAGGCCAUGGAGGCACGGCUGCUACUGCAGCUCCAUGAUCGCCAGCACUUUGUGGAGAACAAUGACAUGUACUCACUGCAGGAUUUGAUUGACAUCUCUAGUGGCAGACUCAGCUGCUCUCUCACAGAGAUCCACACUACCUUUGCCAAGCACAUCAAACUGGACUGUGACCGGUGCCAAGCCAAAGGCUUUAUGUGUGAGCUGUGUAAGGAGGGAGACAUCCUGUUCCCGUUUGACAGCCACACCUCAGUGUGCCACGACUGCUCUGCUGUCUUCCACAGGGACUGUUUCUAUGACAAUUCCACAACUUGCCCGAAAUGUGCCCGGAUGACUGAACGCAAGCACGACGAUCCGCCGUAUCCGAAAGACACGUAGCCCUGUCGAUUUAACCCUGUCACUGUGACUGACCACCUGUAGGAGCGACCAUGGCACUUUUUCUUAUGUUGAGGACCAUCAAGACAUUUUUCUGACACAAACAUUAAUAGCUUUCCCUCUUGCUCUCUCUGUUUUUUUUUGUGGGGAUGUUUUCAAAUUACUUUGUUCCAGUUCAGUGGACUACGGAAGAUGGUGGUAGGAUACUAGAGUUUUAUAUGAUCCGGUAAUGAAGUGUUAUACUCUGAGACUGGCUGCAUUGUAUAGCCCACAGAAACACUAAACCAAUGUUGUUCAGUAUGUGUGUUACUGUGUGAGAGUACUGUAUGGGCAUCAUGUUGCAGGCAUGAAUUGCAAUGUGGGUCACAUGACUGUCUUUACCUCUUAACAAUCUAUAUCUUUAACUACCCUGAAGUAGGUGUUAAA